AUGGAGGGAAGAAAACAUAAACAUUAUCACGAUGAAGAGUUUGAUCACCAUCUCCUGAUAGACACGUACGCUGGUCGUGAUAAGACAGAUACCAAAGAGGAACUCGUGAAAAUUACAAUGCAGAAAAUAUUUCAGUUUCUGUCCUCAGGUAUGUUCAGUGUCCCCUAUGCCAGCUUUUAUAUUCUGGUCUUGGUGCCUCCAGUAAAGCAACACCCCAAGUUGUUAUAGUUCCUGGAGUGCCUAGAAUAAAUGUAUACACUUUAUGUAGGCACAUGAAGAAGACAUGCAAAGGAAGUGAUGGGGACAUUUACAGAGAAGGAGAUAGAUAAAUGAGAAUUAGAAGGGAGAUUAUUAGGAUAGAGAGAGACAUUAGGCUAGCUGGGGAAAAAAAACAUUUGGGGUGGUAUUGUGUGGCGAAUCAGUUGGGUGUGUACCCAGCUAAACAGGGUCCAAUUUGUGAAAAUGGCUUGGGAGUGAUUAAUUAGGAAAGUAUGGCACUGGGAAUGAACUGAACUAUAGCUCUCCCCAGAAUUUCCUCAAAUUGCUAUCAUUGCUUACAUGAUGAAAUUCACACAUACAGCCUCUUUUAUUCACAUUCUACAAACAUAGUACUACCCACAAGGUUUUGAAGAACAACCAAUCAACACAUUACAACACAGCUAACACUCCCAUUCAUUACAUCAGGAAUCCUCCCCUCUGCCUUUGAAACAAUUAUCUCAACACAAUAGACUAACUUAAUUAUCACAGGCAGGAGAAUACAAUAUUAUAAAACAUAUCACAGGGACCCCAAAACAUGUAAUAACCCCAUAAAAAAUAUAUUCUCGGAACCAGGGGAUGUGGGUGAACCACAUAUCCAAAAUUCACCCAGAUCCAUUCAGUAGUUUGGAAGAUACGGUUUAAUGCAGAUUCCGCAGAAUAUAUACAGGCUAUAUGAAAAAUAAUUACUGUUAAAUGUGUCCCCUGUUCUGUAGUUUAAAACUACUGAACGAUGUCUUUGUGCACCAAAUACUGGUGAGAUGGCACCGUGUAGAAAAGUGAAAACAGUGUCUGUGAGUUAAAAUGGCCACCAUCCAUUGUUCUCACCAUGAGCUUCAUUCAUUGUUCUCACCAUGUGCCUCUGAUACAUGAAAUGGUGGCCACCCAGUAGCUCCACAGUUUGUCUGGUAGUCUAUCCAGCUGAACCAACAGAUGAAACACAUGGGGAACAAUGCAACAAACGAAGGGAAUCAUAAAAAAUAUGGACAAUAGUCAUAUUUGUGCACAAUCUCCAGUUUUGUCACAGGGCACAAAUAGUGUUUUCAGUUGCCAUAUAUCCCAGGGCCAUAGUCAGAAGGUAGGAGGCGGGCAAGCAGCCCCCUCCAAGAACACGUGGUGAGGUCUGUUCUGCCACAACAUGUCUAUUAAUUUGUUUUCCAACAGGUAUUGUGAAAGGAGAAACUCUGAUAGAUCUCACACUUGGAGCAGCCUUUUGUCAUUUGAUGGUUUUGGCCGACUUCUUCAAGGAGAUCACCAUUUUAGAUUCAUCGGAUAAAGCACUAGAGGAAACUAAAAAAUGGCUAAAUAAGGAUCCAGGAGCUGUAGACUGGUCAGAAGCCGCUGAAAUGUCAUGUGAUAUUAAGGGUUUGAGGUGAGUCUGCAGUGUUUGAAAUUUGUUUUAUAUACACCUAACGUUUUGCCGAAACACGCGUCGGGCGUUUCAUUUUUUCCCAUUUUUAUUUUACACCUUUGGGUAGCACUAUGAGCACUGUUUAGUUCAGUAGUUAUUUUGCUAAUGAUAAUAGGGUUUGCUGGUUCAGAUAGGCACUAGCUUUGUGCUGUUUCUUACAAAACAGAUUUGAUGUGCAGGAACAGUAGGUGAGGAUCACGGAGAUGAAGGAGCUUACAAUUUAAAAGGAUGAGAAACAAGUCCACCUAGGGGAAGUGAGUUAAGAAUCUGGAUAUAGCAAGUACAAUAUGUAGGAUAAGCGCUAAGGGAUCAAUUAAUAUAAACAAUAAAUUAAGCUGCAAACACUGAACGUAAGGAAUACCCCCAACAGCUUACUGAAACGAAGCAAACAACACAAAAGCCAGGUUGCGCUGAAUACUGUGGGUAUUAAGUCCAAUUCUUUGUAAGAUCCUGGCUUGGAUCCGUCCAGGCUUCAGCUGUUGGUAAGAAGAGCAGUUAUGGAGACCUUUGGAGAGAUUUACAAUUCAAUGUUUAUUGAAUAAACCAGAGGCAAUCUUAUUUAGCACAAUAAGUACAUCUACAAUAAGAAUAGAUUGUAUAAACUGUAUUGUUUGGUUAAAACAAAAUAUUUAAACCUGAUUCACAAUAGUAUAAAUAUGUUUUAAUUUACUGCAUAGAUAGAGCAGGACAUACAUUAUCAACAGAGUUGAGCAAACCCGAACCGCAAAGUUCCGGUUCGUACCGAACAUUACGGUUUUUGGACCCCGGAUAUGAACAUGGACAUUUAAGUGUAUGUUUGGGUUUGAGUUUGGUGUUCGGCGAUUUAAUGGCGCGUUUUGAAAGGCUGCAGGGCAGCCAAUCAACAAGCGUUUGACUCGUUUGCCCUUAAAAGCCAUCACAGCCAGGCCUACUAAUGGCAUGGCUGUGAUUGGCCAGUGCAACAUGUGACCCAGCCUCUAUAUAUAAGCUGGAGUCACGUAGCGCCGCACGUCACAUGAGCUCUUAUUAGUGUAGGGACAGGAUGCUGCAGCUGUGAGGGACAGCUUAGGAAAGAAUUCUGGUGUUGAAUCUGCAAACUACAGUGAUUAUUCAAACUACAGCGAUUAUUUUAGUGGGUGCUAUACUACAUUUUUGUACCCUGCCCUGAGCCCCAUGCCACAGAGAGUGCAGUGCACAUGCAACUGCAUGUGUGCCAGGCACAUGACUUUAAUCCUGUUCUAGUAGCUCAGUGGGCAACAUCGAGGAAUUUUUAAAUACUGCAAUUUUUUGGGUGCUGAAUAGUACAUUUGCGUACUGCAUUUCUUGCCUAAAUCUUUACAUUCCAACUUUUGCCUCACUUUUUUGGAAUAUAUAUUGACACACAAUUAUUUCAUAUUUAGAAAUAAAUUUUACCAUCAGAUAAGGGGCACUGCGAUGGGGACAGCUUGUGCCCCAUCAUACGCCAAUUUACAUCUAGGUUGGUGGGAGGAAUACUUGACUCAUUCUGAGAGUAUUUCUAAGUAUCUUCCCCUCAUUUUUCGGUGGCGUCGCUAUAAGACAACGUGUUUAUUGUGUGGUGUGGCAAUAGGGAUGAGUUUAAUGAAUUUAAUGAGUUUGGUGGGACUAGCUUGAAUUUUCUGGACUUGACAAUCUCAAUUACUGAAACAAAUAAAAUACCUUUACAAAAAACCUUCAUCAUCAAAUAAUCUCCUCAAAUGGGAUAGCUUUCACCCUACACCUCUGAAGCAAGGUAUUCCUACCGGUCAGUACCUGCGAGUGAGACGGAACUGUAGCAAUCUAGAGGAGUUCCAUUUAAAAGCUAGAGACCUUAGAAAGACUUUCAAAGAGAAAGGCUAUCCCAACAAGUGUCUUAAACAGGCUUCUAAGAGGGCUUUGGAAUCUGAUAGUAAUACAUUGCUUAGUAAAUCUGCCCCUAAUAGAUCAGAUACAUUUUCAUCAUCAAAAACUAUAAGAUUGAUAGCCACAUAUGAUGCUGGAUGGGAAAAGGUGAGAACUUCUUUGAAACGAUUUUGGCCAUUAUUAACUAGUGAUGAACAUCUACACAAGGUAGUGGCCCAUUCUGUUAACCUUACAGCACGUCGGGGAAAAAAUCAGUAAUCUUUUGAGAUAGCCUCUUUUUUUCAAUUGCAAUACAGCAGGACUUGUUUAUCUGCUGACUUGCCAAUGUAAUCGAAAAUAUGUUGGUAAAACUUUCAGCCCUUUUAAAAAACGAAUCCAGGAACACAUUAGAUCUCCAAAGAAUCUAACAGAUAACCCAAUAUCAAGGCACCUGCGUGAUUAUCACGGAGGCGACUUCAAGGGGUUACGUUUCUGCGGCCUGGAAUUAGUUAAAAAGAAUGUAAGGAGGGGGGACUAUGACAAGUUCCUUAGGCAGAGAGAGUGUUUUUGGAUUUACCAACUUAAAAUACUUAGUCUAAAAGGGUUGAACGAAGGAUUUUCCUUUUCCCCUUUUUUGGGUUAAAAAAGAGGUGGAUUAAAAUUCACCCCUUUAAAUUCAUUCCUUUAAAAUUUACCUCUUCCUGCUGUAUUUAUUUUAUAAUAUACCAUUCACAAUGUACUACACUUUAUUCGCUGAUACACAAUCAUAUUUUCAUUCUUAAGGUAAGGUAACAGCUUAAUCUGGACAUCUAACUAAGUUGAAUUUCAAUUUUCUGUAUGAAAAUAUAUUUAUAUAUACCUUUAAACAACGAGCCUGAGUCCGUAACUGUUUUUCAUUAUGCUCUAAUUAAGCAUAAUAUGUUAUGCAUUAGCACUCUUAAAGUAGCAGCUUAUGUAGACUUCAUUUUGCCUACCAAUAUUUGGCGCUUAAAUUGUAUAAUCUAUAUUCUCUUAAUAAAGCAAUAACUUAUAAAACUUUCUGCUUUAUUUAUCUAAGUUUUUGAUAUAGAAUGAAAAUGGUAUACAUAGGGGGCGUUUCAAUAUUUUAUGUUCCGCCCCUUUAAAGAUACGAUUCGCUGUUUCGAUCAUCAGUUACAUGUACCGCGCCCACUAUGCCGGAGCAUCUGUCUGAUUGGCCGCCUGACAGUAUAGUGGGGCGGGUCUAUUGACUGCCGCCCACCGGGAUGAAUCAGCCUAUCUCUUUAACAUAAUAUAAUUUAGAACCUCCCACGACCGACGUAUCGCGAUGUGAUUGGCUGUUUGACGUCCUGAGUGGCGCGGCCUUACACUUUUUAAACACAUGCUGACUCUUACUCUGUUUAGCUCUUGAAAAAGGCCCAACAAAGAGCCGAAACGCGUUGAGCUUUGCUAUGCUGCUUUUUAGCUGAUUUUUAUUUUAAUAGGGAUUCUAAUGGACUGUCAGUAUAUAACAGCUGAGUAGACAACCAUAUGGCUAAUAUACUGUUCUGUUAUAGCCAUAUUAGAGGCACAGUACGAAGUGUCUAAUUGGGAAACUACACUGAUUUUUUUGUUUUCCAGGUACUUUGAGACUGUUGGGUCUGGCUAUCUGUGGGUAUAGGGUAUUGGUCCCUUUAUGAUUUCUCUGUUUAGCCCACAUAGGGAUUUACAUUAAUAUAUACCUGCUGCAAUACCACCCUUAGUCUCUGUUAUAUGUACUCUUGCUAAUAUUCAUAUCUGAGAGUCAAAUAGAAACGUCAAAUAUUGUGCUUACAUUGCAGUUUUAAAAAUUCUAAUUCUUUAGGUGCUAAAAAGUCAAUUUGGUGCCUGCACUUCAUAUCUGAGAGUCAAAUAGAACCGUCAAAUAGUGCUUUGAAAUAGCAGUUUUAAACAUUCAAAUUUUUUGGCUGCUAAAUAGUACAUUUGCGGCCUGCAGUGCGCUUCAUAUCUAAGAGUCAAAAACAACCCUUAAAUACUGUGCUUACAGCACAUUUUUAAACAUUCGAAUUCUUUAGCUGCUAAAAUGUCAAUUUGGUGCCUGCACUUCAUAUCUGGUGUAUGUGUGCAACACUGGUUAGUUACCGCUUCUCAAGAAAGUCUAAAGACUUUUUAAAAAAGUGAAAAAUAAAUGUUAUUGUGAUCGCUUCAUAUACAGAAGCAUUAAUAUACAUUUCUAUAUUGUGUAAAGACACAACUACAAAGUUAAAAACCAAACAACAAAACAACGUGGAAUGAAGGUCAUGCGAGUGACGUGUGCAGUUUGGAGGAAGAGGCGCUGGUCGCACAGAGGCACCAGCACAGCAUAAGAGGGAGCAGGGUGCAAAAGCGGAGCGGCCGUCGCCUAGCACUCGUCGGCAUGUAUUAUCUUUAGAAUUCCCACAGUUAUCCAAGUAACAGAUGGAGCGAUAAAAGGAAGCAUAACAGAUUUAACGAGCCAUUCACAGUUUCACAGUCAGGAGGGCAGUCCAGUGACCGGGACCCAGACACUGUCUGGGCGGUGGUCGGACAACUGGGACCCAGAAUGCCUGAUGUUGAAGUUAGGAGUCACAGUGUGGAAUGGAUUAGCAGGGUCUGGUGCAGGGUAAACGCACGCCCCCUGGUGUUGGGCACCAGCAUUUGUGCGGCCACAUACCAGGACACUGAUGCAGCUUCAGCGAGCAGCAGCAGGCGAUAGUGGAGUUUCAGCUGCAGCACGCAUGGGUCAGUCGCUCUGCACCAGACUUGCCCUCCAAUUGAUCCAAGUUUAAGGAUUUAAAGUGGACUCAUAAAAAUUACAGGGCCUCGAAAGAGUAGUGUAUUGUUAUUUGUCGUCACUACCUCCCCACGUCGGGAGUAGGUAAUUUGUGCGCCUGCUGCCUUCCUUGCAUGUGGUAGCCGUUUCUCAGGCUCCCUCUCUGAAAUCGAACCCUGAUUCCCCGUUACCCGUGGUCAUCAUGGUAGGCACAGAAAAUUGCAUAGAAAGUUGAUAGGGCAGACAUCCGAAUGCGUUGUCGCCGUCACGGGGACGUGCGAUCGGCACAAGGUUAUCACAGACAAGCGCAGCUGCCAACGUGGACAAGCUCACAUUUACUAAAAUGAACCAGGCAUGGAUCCCAACGUGGCCAACGUGGACAAGCUCACAUUUACUAAAAUGAACCAGGCAUGGAUCCCACCAGACUUGUCCUUGACCUUGUGCAGAAUAGACAUUUAUACCGGCCUCACCCAGCCAUUGUUAUACUCAAGUGCACUUAUUCUUUUGGCUACCUCCUCCUCCUCCACCGCCGCCGCUUCCACCUACACCACCAAGGUGUAUACCCAGAUAUAUCAGAGCUGCUGCAGAAAGUGCGGGCCAUCUGUGCGCGCUUUUGGCGUUCUCACCCUGCUGCUGCUCGCCUGUCUGCGCUGCAGCGUAACUUUGGCCCUCCCUCUCAUCGCUUCAUAUGCGAUGUGCCCACAAGGUAGAACUCCACCUUGCACAUGCUGGAGAGACUGUGCGAGCAGCAGCAGGUGAUAGUAGCGUUUCAGCUGCAGCAUGCACGGGUCAGUCGCUCUGCACCACAGCACCACUUCACCACCAAUGAGUGGGCCUCCAUGCGAGACCUGUGUGCCAUGUUGCGCUGUUUCUAGGACUCCACCAACAUGGCCAGUGCAGCUGAUGCCGUUCUCAGCCUUACUAUCCCGCUUCUAUGUCUCCUUGAAAAAAGAUUUGGGGCGAUGAUGGAAGAGGAUGUGGCACAGGAGGAAGAGGAGGAGGAAGAGGUGUAAUUUCCACGGUUAUCAGGCCAGUCAUUCAAAAGUGGCUCGGAGGGUGGGUUCCUGCACCAGCAUAGGCCAGGUACACAAUUGUCCAGCAUCUCCACACUGUCCCAUGGAAGCGUUCAGCUGUUCAUCUCCCAAACACUGGAGAGAAAGAGGAAGUACCCUCCUACCCACGAUCCCUGGCCCUGAAUGCCAGCAUUUCAAAAUUUGUGGCCUUUGAAAUACUGUCAUUCUGUCUGGUGGAGACGGACAGUUUUAAAAACCUGAUGGCGUUAUUGGACUGCAAGAAAUGCACCGCAGGCCACAAAUGUUUCUUUUUUGAUAUGUCCCAAUAUUUUGGCGGCUACCCCAAUUAAAAAACAAAAAAACUAAUAAAAAAAGUGUUGGCUACCUCCUCCGCCUCCACCACCGCUUCCACCUACACCACCACGGUCACCUCCUUCUCCUAGAGAAGGGUGCAAAUGCUGAGCGGCUGACCCCUAGACAGUACGCAUGCUACUGCCCACCGCACCCAGGGACCGAGCACACCAAAGCCAGCUCCAAAAAGUUCCAUGGCGUGGCAGUUCUUCAGACGAUGUGCUGAUGACAAGACAUGAGUGGUUUGCACACUAUGCAAUCAGAGCCUGAAGCGAGGCAUAAACAUUCUAAACCUGAGCACAACCUGCAUGACCAGGCAUCUACAUGCAAAGCACAAGCUGCAGUGGAGUAAGCACCUCAAAAACCAAGAAAGGUCUCAGGCUCCUCCUGCUUCCUCUUCUGCUGCUGUCUCGGCCUCUUCCUCCACCUCUGGAGUGACAGUGGCACCUGCCACCCCACAAACAGAGGAUGUGGCAGCAACGCCACCACGUCCGCCACCGUCCCCAAGCAUCUCCACACUGUCCAUCUCCAAAACACUGGAGAGAAAGAGGAAGUACCCCCCUACCCACCCGCGAUCCCUGGCCCUGAAUGCCAGCAUUUCAAAAUUCCUGGCCUUUGAAAUGCUGUCAUUCCGUCUGGUGGAGACGGACAGUUUUAAAAACCUGAUGGCUUUAUUGGACUGCACCGCAGCGCAGGGCACAACUGUUUUUUUUUUUUUUAUAUGUCACAAUAUUUUGGGGGCUACCCCAAUUAAAAAAAACAAAUAAAAAAACAGUGUUUGAUGCCUCCUCCUCCACCGCCGCUUCCACCUACACCGCCACGGUCACCACCUCCUCAACCUAUGGGUCACUUAGUAUAAACUAUGUGCACAAUAGCAGAGGCUUGUGAAGGCCUUUUCUCCAUGCAUCAGGAGUUGAGCUCAGUUUGACAAUGAAAGAGAAUACCCUGCACUCCAACCCUCUCUCAAAUUGAUAAUUCUGGUGAUCCUCCUGACAGCCAUGCUUUAGAUUUUGCUUUAUGUUCUUCCAAAGCUAAAAUCAAAGAUUCCAUCUGGUGCUAUUUUAUGGCUGUUAUUUUAAGGGAUUUUCCUAUCCACAUUUGUUUGCAGGCCACUUGUCCUAGCCCUCUAGCCCUUUCCAGGACUUUUUUAGAGGCAUUUUAGUGCCCAAAAGUUCGGGUCCCCAUUGACUUCAAUGUGGUUCGGGUUUAGGAUCAAAUUCGGGGUCAAGUUCGAUCCCGAAACCGGACUUUUUUUCGAAGUUCGGCCGAACCUGCCGAACCCGAAUAUCCAGGUGUCUGCUCAACUCUAAUUAUCAAUACUGACAUAUAUAAAUUUAACUUUUUGACAUUUCCAUGUAAACUAGGUAAAAUCUGUGAAAUUAAAGAUAUGCCUUGUCAUUGACUUGCCUGUGAAAAACUGAACCAUUUAUAAAAAAUUGAAUUGUUUGCGGUACUAAAUUGAGACCCUAUCAACACGGCUCUCUGAAAUAUGAAUGGGUUUCUGGACAAAAUGUCUAUGAAAAAUCUCACAAUUACGGCAAUUAUUAAUUUUAAUCCUACAGUUUGCCUGUAACAACUCAGAAUCUCAACAAAGUGGAGACAGGUCAGACACAAGUGGAUGUCAAAUUCGCUCGAGGAGGACAGAAAGAGCUCAAGAAUGUAUUUUCAAGGUAAGUACUUUGUUUUUUAACUAACAAACAUAAGACCAAAUAUAAAAUGAAUUGAAUGACCACUAGAUCAGUGUGAUCAGCUUUCAUUAAUCAUUUUUUUACUGAUAUUAAAACAUAUUGAAUACAUUUCAUUUCAGUGAACUAUUGGAAGCUGAAGAAGACAAAGUCAGAAGAAUUGUGAAACGUUGUUUAAAAUGGGAUCCCACCAAUGACAAUCCACUGGGUUCCAUUGUCCUGCCUCAAGCAGACUGUGCGAUUAGUGCCUGGUACUUUGAUAUCACAUGUAAAGAUCAUGCCAGUUAUCUCAACAACUUUAGAAAAUUCUCAUCCCUGCUGAAGGUGGGAGGUCACCUCAUUCUGUUUGGCUUUUUCAAUGCCACCUAUAUUACAAUUAGUGAUCACAGGUUUUCCUUCCUAAACUAUAAUGAAGAUCUUGUGAAGGAAGCUCUCCGAGACAAUGGUUAUACAACUCUGAUUUUUGACAUAUAUGAAAGCAAACUAAACACUCACUUAAUAGAUCAUGAACAUAUUGGAUACAUUGUAGCUCGUAAGGAAAGGGAGAAUUAACCAAAUUAAUUCUUAAAGGAUUACUCCAAUCACUACGACCACUUCUGCUUUUAGAAGUGAUCAUGGUAUUAGCAAUUUGUUAAGUGCAGCAUUUCUGCUUUUGUGCCCCAGGCUAGUGGCACCCUAGGUAAACACAUAUUAGGCAGCUGUUCUGGAGAGCGCUGCUAGGGGAGGGACAGGGGCUGUGAGGGGGGGACAAUAGCUGUGAGGGUGGGACAGGUGCUAAGAGGGUGAAACAGGUGCUAGGGGGGGGGGCAGAGGAGAUACAAGAGCUGAGGGAGUAGACCGCUGCUAUAGAGGGGGGCACAUUGGCUGUAGAGAGGGGGCAGGGGAUGAGAGGGGGACAGGAGCUUACAGGGUCAGACAGCAGCUGAGAGGACCACAUGGGCUGUAGAGGGGGACACAGGGGCCAUAGAGGGGGACACAGGGGCUGUAGAGGGGGACAGAGGAUGAAGGGGGCCAGGGGCUGAGAGGGGAGAUCGGGACUGUGAGGGGAGACAAGGGCUGUGAGGGAGGACAGAUCCUGUGAGAGGGGAUAAUGGCUGUGAGGGGGUACAGGGGCUGUGAGGGGGGGUACAGGGGCUGUCAGCGGUGUCAGGGUCUGAUAGGGGGAGUCAGGAUCUGAGAGGGGUGGCAGCUGCUAUAGAGGGGGACACAGGGGCUGUAGACGGGGGACAGGAGCUAAAAGGGGGGACAGGAAUUGAAAUGGGGGGCAGGAGCUGGCACAUGGGCUGUAAAGAAGGGGGACAGGGGCUGUGGUGGGGCUGCUUAAAAAAAAAAACAUUACCCCCUCCCUGAAGCUUACAUUGGGCCAGGGAGGGGGGGACAGGAUCUGCAGCCUGGGGCUGCCUGGAGCCUGCAGCCAGUGAAGUCGGCCGGACUCUCCUGAUGAUGUCAGGAGGAGGGGGCGCGACUUACACUGCUCUUCUCCCAGACCUCCCAGCGGUCUGGGAGAAGAGCAGUGGAUGUCACGCCCCCUCCUCCUGACAUCAUCACGAUGGGCCGGCCGAUUCCACUGGCUGCAGGGAGAGUAAGGUGAGUUGAAAACUCAGAGUCCCCAGACAGAGGCAGGGGAUUCGGAUUUUUGCACCCUCCUGCUCAAGCGCCUUAAAGCCGCCGCUUGUGCCGCCUUAUGGACGAGCCGGCCCUGCUCGUCAGUACAAUCUGCGCACUGGUGACAGAUGUAAUAAGCGUCUUCUCUUGCAGGCAGCGGUGUGAGUAUCAGCUGACAAAGUAUCUCAUUGUAAAUCUCCCCAAUGUAACUUCCUUCUCUCCCUCCCUAGUGACAGCACUCUUUCACGCCAGUUUUCAUAACCUCCACCUCCUUCUUUUCUUGUCCCUACCCCUAUUCCACCCUUUUGCAAGGCCACAAUCCCUCUGUUCAAAACUGCUGUGCAUGCGCCAAUUUUGUCUGGAACAGAAGAGGAAACUGUCAUUGCUGACAGCCUCCUGGAGGUGAAUUAUGCUCAAAUGCAGACAUUUUUUUUACAAGUUUUUGUUGCAAUUUUAAGCUUUACUUCUACUAAUUCUUUCAGGGUCCUUACAAAUACUUAUAAUCAAUGUGUGUGAGAAAAAUUGCCUUUUUGCUUUUAUACUAAUAUUUCAGACUCUGUGUGAAAGAUUGCAAGAUAAAUGACACUGUAUACUCGCUUUAAUAUAUGUUGUGCUGAUAUUUAUUCAAUCAAAAAGUGCUCAGUAGUGAAGGGGUUAAUACUGUAAUAAAUAAACUUGGAUUAAUUACAAUAAAGUGACCUAUUAAAGCCACGAACUGACUCAUUUGCUUAUGUGUGUUUGCUAUGUAUUUCUAUUAGUAGUGACAUGUAAGGGUGUAAGUUGUUUGUGCAUUAUUUUCUCAAAGUGCAUAACUUUGCAUUUUUCUACAUUCAAUUUCAUCCCCAAUAGUUUUGUGUCAUCUGUAAACACUGAAACAUGACUUUCAAUUUCUGUCCCCAAUUGUUUCUCUCUCUUCCACUCCCCCAACCUAGCUCCACAUACCUUCUCUCAAAGCUUUUUUUCUCCCACCCAGGCACCAUAUUCCUCUACCUACCUUUAAUGCAGGUUCUGCUGUUGAUCUGAAGUUGUGCCAAACAGGAUUUGCUGGAGCUCUGCAAUCCCUCCACACUCCUCCUAAGGGAGUGCAGAGUCAGAGUACCACCCUUUCGGCCAUGCUACAUAUCACUACAGACAUGUGGUCCUCCAUGCCACGUGGAGAGCCCACAACUUUCUAUCUAUACACCAAAACCACUUAAUUAAGCCAAAGUUGUUUUGGUGCUUAGUGUGUCCUUUAAUGCUAUGAUUUAAAAAAGCUAUGUUUGAAACCACAUUCAUUGUUAUGGGUACCUGUAGAAAUCCAGAGUGAAGUCUGUUUCUGCUUGCACUGUGGGGAGUUUAUUUUUUUGUCAUUCUUUAUUGUUUUUUGCGUACAACAUAACAAACAUCCUUAUAAUACCACAACAGCAAUGUCAUGGUAUACAAAGAGUUACAUCUUUGCAGUGCGUCACAUUCAAUAUUUUGGCACAGAUUUUUUGAAAAAUAACGAAAAAGAGCACAGUCUAAGUCAGUCAUAACAUGCUACUAGUCAAGGUACACAUGAAACGAGGUCUGGAUAAAAAAUAUUCUCAGAGCCUCAGAUAAAAAUGCUAGGCUAGCUAGGUGUAGCGGAGAGGGAUGAGUUAUGUAGUAAAGCAGCAAGAGUACAAUUCCAUGAGGGUAAACUAUAGGAAAAGUGAGACUGCUGAAUCGUACAACUGUCUAUAGUUACAUAAGUAAUAUACUACUGGACGAUCAGAAUAAAACUACAUUGCAAAUACGGUCUAUGGACUAGUGAUGCACCGAAUGGUUCACCUGCGAAUAGUUCCUGGCGAACAUAGCAUGUUCGCGUUCGCCACGACGGGCGAACAUAUGCGCGGUUCGAUCCGGCCCCUAUUCGUCAUCAUUGAGUAAACUUUGACCCUGUACCUCACAGUCAGCAGACACAUUCCAGCCAAUUAGCAGCACACCCUCCCUAGCAGACCCUCCCACCUACUGGAAGGCAUCCAUUUUACAUUCAUUCUCAAGCUGCAUGCUUAGUGAGAGGAGGGAAAGUGUAGCUGCUGUUGAUUAGAUAGGGAAAUGCAUAGCUAGGUUAGGGUAUACAGUGUCCACUACAGUCCUGAAGGACUCAUCUGAUCUCUGCUGUAAGUACAGCACCCCAAAAAGCCCUUUUUAGGGCUAGAACAUCAGUCUGCUUUUUUUUUUUUCUGUAUAAUGUAAUUGCAGUUAGUUGUCUGCCAGCUUCUGUGUCAGGCUCACAGUGGAUAUUGUGCCCAGUGCCACCACUCACUCACUGGUGUCACAAUAGCUUGCAUUUAAAAACAAAAAACUUUUUUCACUGUUAUAGAUUGAAUAGCAGUUAGUUGUCUCAAAGCGGAUGUGUCAGCCCUACAGCGUGUACUCUGUCAGUUCACAGUGCCACUCUUAUCUGGUGUCACAAUAGCAUGCAUUUUAAAACCAAAAAACUUUUUUCACUGUUAUAGAUUGAAUAGCAGUUAGUUGUCUCAAAGCGGGUGUGUCAGCCCUACAGCGUGCACUCUGCCAGUUCACAGUGCCACUCAUAUCUGGUGUCAUAAUAGCUUGCAUUUAAAAACAAAAAACUUUUUUCACUGUUAUAGAUUGAAUAGCAGUUAGUUGUCUCAAAGCUGGUGUGUCAGGCUCACAGUGGAUACUGUGCCCAGUGCCACCACUCACUCACUGGUGUCACAAUAGCUUGCAUUUAAAAACAAAAAACUUUUUUCACUGUUAUAGAUUGAAUAGCAGUUAGUUGUCUGUAAGCGUCUGUGUGUCAGGCUCGCAGUGUAUACUGUGCCCAUUUGCCCAGUGCCACCACUCACUCACUGGUGUCACAAUAGCGUGCAUUUAAAAACAAAAAACUUUUUUCACUGUUAUAGAUUGAAUAGCAGUUAGUUGUCUCAAAGCGGGUGUGUCAGGCUCACAGUGGAUACUGUGCCCAGUGCCACCACUCAAUCACUGGUGUCACAAUAGCUUGCAUUUAAAAACAAAAAACUUUUUUCACUGUUAUAGAUUGAAUAGCAGUUAGUUGUCUUCAAGCUGGUGUGUCAGGCCUACAGCAUGUACUCUGCCAACCUCUGCCAGUUCACAGUGCCACUCAUAUCUGGUGUCACAGUAGCUUGCACGCAUAGUACCACUAAUCGAAAACAAAAUGACAGGCAGAGGCAGGCCACCCCUACACUGCGCAUUGGGUAAACCUGCUGACGGCUGCCAAGCAUGGAAUGUGUGGCUCUGCAGAGGAGUUGGUGACACCGCCACGACUUGCAGGCAGGCCUGCUGCUACCUCCUCUACUCCUCCUACUCCAUCCUCUUCCAUAACCUCCUCGGCUGAGUCCUCUUCUGCUGCUGCAUCUUGCUCCACAUCAACGGAUAGGGGACGUAACAGGGAUUAAACUGAUAGGAAUAAUACUACUUAACACACCUUAUAAUAACGCAGAGAGAGGCAAUGCAGAGAGAGGAGUCUGAAGAAGAGGAGUCAGAGGAGGAAGGUGGCUUUGAGGAGGUGGAAGACCAAACACAGCAGGUAUCCCAGGGGGCUUGUUGUCACCUUUUGGGGACCCUUGGUGUUGUACGUGGCUGGGUGGAGGAAGAGACCUUCAAUGACAUCAGUGAGGACAAGGAACGGGACAUGGCUAGCUUGGUAUCCAACCUUGUGUAAAUGGGGAGUUUGCGGUUGUGCAAAUGGACUGUUUGCGGUUGUUUGCAGUGCGUUAAACAGGGAGUUUGGUCUGUCACUGUGAAGCGGGCGUAACCCUUACACUACCUGAUCGAUACAACAUCAUACAGUAGGUCCCCCCCCUCAUUAUUUUUAUGGCCCUCACCCACCGCUCACGGGUGGGGGCGGGCGGGAGGACAGUAGGUCCCCCCCCAUUGAGAUUUAUGGCCCCCACCCACCGUGCAGGGGUGGGGGCCGGGGGGGAGGACAGUAGGUCCCCCCUUAGCCUUAUUUACUGAAUAUUCCCCUGUAUAACAAUGUUUGGCAUAGUGAAUAUUCCCUAUUCUGCUCUGUGUCAGUGUGUAUCAGGGAUCCUUAGGAUAGGUGUCAAUCCAUAUCUGCCAAGUGACCCUAUGUAGGGGGAACAGUCUCUAUUCUGCUCUGUGUCAGUGUGUAUCAUGGUCUCUGAGGACAGGUGUCAAUCCAUAUCUGCCAAGUGACCCUAUGUAGGAGGAACAGUCUCUAUUCUGCUCUGUGUCAGUGUGUAUCAGGGGCUCUGAGACAGGUGUCAAUCCAUAUCUGCCUAGUGACCCUAUGUAGGGGGAACAGUCUCUAUUCUGCUCUGUGUCAGUGUGUAUCAUGGUCCCUGAGGAAAGGUGUCAAUCCAUAUCUGCCAAGUGACCCUAUGUAGGGGAAACAGUCACUAUUCUGCUCUGUGUCAGUGUGUAUCAUGAUCUCUGAGGACAGGUGUCAAUCCAUAUCUGCCAAGUGACCCUAUGUAGGGGGAACAGUCUCUAUUCUGCUCUGUGUCAGUGUGUAUCAUGGUCUCUGAGGACAGGUGUCAAUCCAUAUCUGCCAAGUGACCCUAUGUAGGAGAACAGUCUCUAUUCUGCUCUGUGUCAGUGUGUAUCAUGGUCUCUGAGGACAGGUGUCAAUCCAUAUCUACCAAGUGACCCUAUGUAGGAGGAACAGUCUCUAUUCUGCUCUGUCAGUGUGUAUCAGGGGCUCUGAGGACAGGUGUCAAUCCAUAUCUGCCAAGUGACCCUAUGUAGGGGGAACAGUCUCUAUUCUGCUCUCUGUCAGUGUGUAUCAUGGUCUCUGAGGACAGGUGUCAAUCCAUAUCUGCCAAGUGACCCUAUGUAGGGGGAACAGUCUCUAUUCUGCUCUGUGUCAGUGUGUAUCAGGGCUCUGAGGACAGGUGUCAAUCCAUAUCUGCCAAGUGACCCUAUGUAGGAGGAACAGUCUCUAUUCUGCUCUGUGUCAGUGUGUAUCAGGGGCUCUGAGGACAGGUGUCAAUCCAUAUCUGCCAAGUGACCCUAUGUAGGGGAACAGUCUCUAUUCUGCUCUGUGUCAGUGUGUAUCAUGAUCUCUGAAGACAGGUGUCAAUCCAUAUCUGCCAAGUGACCCUAUGUAGGAGGAACAGUCUCUAUUCUGCUCUGUGUCAGUGUGUAUCAUGAUCUCUGAAGACAGGUGUCAAUCCAUAUCUGCCAAGUGACCCUAUAUAGGAGAACAAUCUCUAUUCUGCUCUGUGUCAGUGUGUAUCAUGGUCUCUGAGGACAGGUGUCAAUCCAUAUCUGCCAAGUGACUCUAUGUAGGAGGAACACUCUCUAUUCUGCUCGGUGUCAGUGUGUAUCAGGGGCUCUGAAGACAGGUGUCAAUCCAUAUCUGCCAAGUGACCCUAUGUAGGAGAACAAUCUCUAUUCUGCUCUGUGUCAGUGUGUAUCAUGGUCUCUGAGGAGAGGUGUCAAUCCAUAUCUGCCAAGUGACACUAUGUAGGAGGAACAGUCUCUAUUCUGCUCUGUGUCAGUGUGUAUCAUGAUCUCUGAGGACAGGUGUCAAUCCAUAUCUGCCAACUGACACUAUGUAGGAGGAACAGUCUCUAUUCUGCUCUGUGUCAGUGUGUAUCAUGUUCUCUGAGGACAGGUGUCAAUCCAUAUCUGCCAAGUGACCCUAUGUAGGAGAACAGUCUCUAUUCUGCUCUGUGUCAGUGUGUAUCAGGGUCUCUGAGGACAGGUGUCCAUCCAUAUGUCAAGGUUUCAAUAUGUCAGGUGUCAAUCCAUAUCCAUUGUGAUUUAGGAAUGUUAGGUGAUUUAUGCCCUUUAUGGAUUAAGACCAGACUCUACGUCAACUGUGUAAUUUUCCAUGGGAGUUUUGCCAUGGAUCCCCCUCCGGCAUGCCACAGUCCAGGUGUUAGUCCCCUUGAAACAACUUUUCCAUCACUAUUGUGGCCAGAAAGAGUCCCUGUGUGUUUUAAAAUUCGCCUGCCCAUUGAAGUCUAUGGCGGUUCGCCCGGUUCGCGAACAUUUGCGGACGUUCGCGUUCGCCGUUCGCGAACCGAAAAUUUCGGGUUCGCGACAUCACUAUCUCUCAAUUGGUGCAGCCUUUUGUCAGUUGAUGGUCAUGUCCGAUUUCUUUAAGGAAAUCACCAUUUUAGAUUCAUCGGACAGAACAUUAGAGGAAACUAGAAAAUGACUGAAUAAGAUCCAGGAGCUGUAGACUGGUCGCAAGCCAUUGAAAUGUCAUGUGAAUUUACGGGUUUGAGGUGAGCAUGCUAGGUUUGAAAUGUCCUGCCCAAAGGAGCUUACGAUCUAAAAGAUUUGCAGAAAAAUACAUUGAGGGGAAGUGAGGAGAUAAUCUUGAUAUACCUGAAAUGAUGUGGUGUUUGGGAGGAGGGAGCACGGUAUGUGGGCAACAGUGGAGGAAGGUUGUAAGGGAUGAGGAGUUAAAGGACCACUCCACACCCCAAAAGCACCCUCAAAGUAUCCUCAUUUAACCCCAGUUUAUAAAAGUGCUGAUUUCUAUGAGAAAUCAGCACUUUUAUAAAUCAAUUAGGGAACUCCCCCCUGGCUGUCAGUCAAACAGCCAGAGAGUAUUCCUUCCUACUUCCAUUAACUUUACAAAGUUUGGAACAAUUUGUGCAAAGGAUAAAUUAAACUUUUUGACAUCUCCAUGUAAGCGAGGUAACAUCUGUGAAAUUAAAGAAUGCUUGUGAAAAACUAAAAUAUUUAUAUCAAAUUGAAUGGUUUGCAAUAUUACAUUAAGACCUUAUUAACAUGGCUUUCUUAAAUAUGAAUGGGCUUGUGGGCAAAAUGUCUAUGAAAAAACUCACAAUUAUGGCAAUUAUUAUUUUUAAUCCUACAGUUUGCUUGUAACAAAUCUCAACAAAGUGGAGACAGGUAAGACACACGAAGUGAAUGUCAAAUUCGCUCAAGAAUGUAUUUUCAAGGUAAGUACUUUGUUUUUAACUAACAAAAAUAAGACCAAAUAUAACAGAAAUUGAAUGAAUACUAGAACAAUGUGCAUUUAGAAAGUUUUCAUUCAUAAUUUUUUAUUGAUAUUAAAAUAAAUUGGAUAUAGUAAAUUUCAGUGAACUAGUGGAAGUUGAAGAAGAUAAAGUCAGAAGAAUUGUGAAACGUUGUUGACAAUCCACUGGGUUCCAUCAUCCUGCCUCAAGCAGACUGUGCCAUCCGGAUCUGGUACUUUGAUAUCGCCUGUAAAGAUCAUGCCAAUUAUCUCGACAGCUUUAGAAAAUUCUCAUCCCAGCUGAAGGUGGGAAGACACCUCAUUCUGUUGGCCUUUUUUGAUGCAACCUAUUAUACAAUUGGUGAUCACAGGUUUUCUUUCCUAAACUAUAAUGAAGAUUUUGUGAAGGAAGCUCUCUGAGACAAUGGGUAUACCACUGUGAUUUUUGACGUAUAUGAAAGCAAACUAAACACUCACUUAAUAGAUCAUGAACAUAUUGGAUACAUUGUAGCUCGUAAGGAAAGGGAGAAUUAACCAAAUUAAUUCUUAAAGGAUUACUCCAAUCACUACGACCACUUCUGCUUUUAGAAGUGAUCAUGGUAUUAGCAAUUUGUUAAGUGCAGCAUUUCUGCUUUUGUGCCCCAGGCUAGUGGCACCCUAGGUAAACACAUAUUAGGCAGCUGUUCUGGAGAGCGCUGCUAGGGGAGGGACAGGGGCUGUGAGGGGGGGACAAUAGCUGUGAGGGUGGGACAGGUGCUAAGAGGGUGAAACAGGUGCUAGGGGGGGGGGCAGAGGAGAUACAAGAGCUGAGGGAGUAGACCGCUGCUAUAGAGGGGGGCACAUUGGCUGUAGAGAGGGGGCAGGGGAUGAGAGGGGGACAGGAGCUUACAGGGUCAGACAGCAGCUGAGAGGACCACAUGGGCUGUAGAGGGGGACACAGGGGCCAUAGAGGGGGACACAGGGGCUGUAGAGGGGGACAGAGGAUGAAGGGGGCCAGGGGCUGAGAGGGGAGAUCGGGACUGUGAGGGGAGACAAGGGCUGUGAGGGAGGACAGAUCCUGUGAGAGGGGAUAAUGGCUGUGAGGGGGUACAGGGGCUGUGAGGGGGGGUACAGGGGCUGUCAGCGGUGUCAGGGUCUGAUAGGGGGAGUCAGGAUCUGAGAGGGGUGGCAGCUGCUAUAGAGGGGGACACAGGGGCUGUAGACGGGGGACAGGAGCUAAAAGGGGGGACAGGAAUUGAAAUGGGGGGCAGGAGCUGGCACAUGGGCUGUAAAGAAGGGGGACAGGGGCUGUGGUGGGGCUGCUUAAAAAAAAAAACAUUACCCCCUCCCUGAAGCUUACAUUGGGCCAGGGAGGGGGGGACAGGAUCUGCAGCCUGGGGCUGCCUGGAGCCUGCAGCCAGUGAAGUCGGCCGGACUCUCCUGAUGAUGUCAGGAGGAGGGGGCGCGACUUACACUGCUCUUCUCCCAGACCUCCCAGCGGUCUGGGAGAAGAGCAGUGGAUGUCACGCCCCCUCCUCCUGACAUCAUCACGAUGGGCCGGCCGAUUCCACUGGCUGCAGGGAGAGUAAGGUGAGUUGAAAACUCAGAGUCCCCAGACAGAGGCAGGGGAUUCGGAUUUUUGCACCCUCCUGCUCAUGCGCCUUAAAGCGGCCGCUUGUGCCGCCUUAUGGACGAGCCGGCCCUGCUCGUCAGUACAAUCUGCGCACUGGUGACAGAUGUAAUAAGCGUCUUCUCUUGCAGGCAGCGGUGUGAGUAUCAGCUGACAAAGUAUCUCAUUGUAAAUCUCCCCAAUGUAACUUCCUUCUCUCCCUCCCUAGUGACAGCACUCUUUCACGCCAGUUUUCAUAACCUCCACCUCCUUCUUUUCUUGUCCCUACCCCUAUUCCACCCUUUUGCAAGGCCACAAUCCCUCUGUUCAAAACUGCUGUGCAUGCGCCAAUUUUGUCUGGAACAGAAGAGGAAACUGUCAUUGCUGACAGCCUCCUGGAGGUGAAUUAUGCUCAAAUGCAGACAUUUAUUUUACAAGUUUUUGUUGCAAUUUUAAGCUGUACUUCUACUAAUUCUUUCAGGGUCCUUACAAAUACUUAUAAUCAAUGUGUGUGAGAAAAAUUGCCUUUUUGCUUUUAUACUAAUAUUUCAGACUCUGUGUGAAAGAUUGCAAGAUAAAGGACACUGUAUACUCGCUUUAAUAUAUGUUGUGCUGAUAUUUAUUCAAUCAAAAAGUGCUCAGUAGUGAAGGGGUUAAUACUGUAAUAAAUAAACUUGGAUUAAUUACAAUAAAGUGACCUAUUAAAGCCAUGAACUGACUCAUUUGCUUAUGUGUGUUUGCUAUGUAUUUCUAUUAGUAGUGACAUGUAAGGGUGUAAGUUGUUUGUGCAUUAUUUUCUCAAAGUGCAUAACUUUGCAUUUUUCUACAUUCAAUUUCAUCCCCAAUAGUUUUGUGUCAUCUGUAAACACUGAAACAUGACUUUCAAUUUCUGUCCCCAAUUGUUUCUCUCUCUUCCACUCCCCCAACCUAGCUCCACAUACCUUCUCUCAAAGCUUUUUUCUCCCACCCAGGCACCAUAUUCCUCUACCUACCUUUAAUGCAGGUUCUGCUGUUGAUCUGAAGUUGUGCCAAACAGGAUUUGCUGGAGCUCUGCAAUCCCUCCACACUCCUCCUAAGGGAGUGCAGAGUCAGAGUACCACCCUUUCGGCCAUGCUACAUAUCACUACAGACAUGUGGUCCUCCAUGCCACGUGGAGAGCCCACAACUUUCUAUCUAUACACCAAAACCACUUAAUUAAGCCAAAGUUGUUUUGGUGCUUAGUGUGUCCUUUAAUGCUAUGAUUUAAAAAAGCUAUGUUUGAAACCACAUUCAUUGUUAUGGGUACCUGUAGAAAUCCAGAGUGAAGUCUGUUUCUGCUUGCACUGUGGGGAGUUUAUUUUUUUGUCAUUCUUUAUUGUUUUUUGCGUACAACAUAACAAACAUCCUUAUAAUACCACAACAGCAAUGUCAUGGUAUACAAAGAGUUACAUCUUUGCAGUGCGUCACAUUCAAUAUUUUGGCACAGAUUUUUUGAAAAAUAACGAAAAAGAGCACAGUCUAAGUCAGUCAUAACAUGCUACUAGUCAAGGUACACAUGAAACGAGGUCUGGAUAAAAAAUAUUCUCAGAGCCUCAGAUAAAAAUGCUAGGCUAGCUAGGUGUAGCGGAGAGGGAUAAGUUAUGUAGUAAAGCAGCAAGAGUACAAUUCCAUGAGGGUAAACUAUAGGAAAAGUGAGACUGUUGAAUCGUAGAACUGUCUAUAGUUACAUAAGUAAUAUACUACUGGACGAUCAGAAUAAAACUACAUUGCAAAUACGGUCUAUGGACUAGUGAUGCACCGAAUGGUUCACCUGCGAAUAGUUCCUGGCGAACAUAGCAUGUUCGCGUUCGCCACGACGGGCGAACAUAUGCGCGGUUCGAUCCGGCCCCUAUUCGUCAUCAUUGAGUAAACUUUGACCCUGUACCUCACAGUCAGCAGACACAUUCCAGCCAAUUAGCAGCACACCCUCCCUAGCAGACCCUCCCACCUACUGGACAGCAUCCAUUUUACAUUCAUUCUCAAGCUGCAUGCUUAGUGAGAGGAGGGAAAGUGUAGCUGCUGUUGAUUAGAUAGGGAAAUGCAUAGCUAGGUUAGGGUAUACAGUGUCCACUACAGUCCUGAAGGACUCAUCUGAUCUCUGCUGUAAGUACAGCACCCCAAAAAGCCCUUUUUAGGGCUAGAACAUCAGUCUGCUUUUUUUUUUUCUGUAUAAUGUAAUUGCAGUUAGUUGUCUGCCAGCUUCUGUGUCAGGCUCACAGUGGAUAUUGUGCCCAGUGCCACCACUCACUCACUGGUGUCACAAUAGCUUGCAUUUAAAAACAAAAAACUUUUUUCACUGUUAUAGAUUGAAUAGCAGUUAGUUGUCUCAAAGCGGAUGUGUCAGCCCUACAGCGUGUACUCUGUCAGUUCACAGUGCCACUCUUAUCUGGUGUCACAAUAGCGUGCAUUUUAAAACCAAAAAACUUUUUUCACUGUUAUAGAUUGAAUAGCAGUUAGUUGUCUCAAAGCGGGUGUGUCAGCCCUACAGCGUGCACUCUGCCAGUUCACAGUGCCACUCAUAUCUGGUGUCAUAAUAGCUUGCAUUUAAAAACAAAAAACUUUUUUCACUGUUAUAGAUUGAAUAGCAGUUAGUUGUCUCAAAGCGGGUGUGUCAGGCUCACAGUGGAUACUGUGCAGAGUGCCACCACUCACUCACUGGUGUCACAAUAGCGUGCAUUUAAAAACCCAAAAACUUUUUUCACUGUUAUAGAUUGAAUAGCAGUUAGUUGUCUGCAAGCGUCUGUGUGUCAGGCUCGCAGUGUAUACUGUGCCCACUUGCCCAGUGCCACCACUCACUCACUGGUGUCACAAUAGCGUGCAUUUAAAAACCAAAACACUUUUUUCACUGUUAUAGAUUGAAUAGCAGUUAGUUGUCUCAAAGCGGGUGUGUCAGGCUCACAGUGGAUACUGUGCCCAGUGCCACCACUCACUCACUGGUGUCACAAUAGCGUGCAUUUAAAAACCAAAAAACUUUUUUCACUGUUAUGGAUUGAAUAGCAGUUAGUUGUCUCAAAGCGGGUGUGUCAGCCCUACAGCGUGUACUCUGCCAACCUCUGCCAGUUCACAGUGCCACUCAUAUCUGGUGUCACAGUAGCUUGCACGCAUAGUACCACUAAUCGAAAAAAAAAUGACAGGCAGAGGCAGGCCACCCCUACACUGCGCAUUGGGUAAACCUGCUGACGGCUGCCAAGCAUGGAAUGUGUGGCUCUGCAGAGGAGUUGGUGACACCGCCACGACUUGCAGGCAGGCCUGCUGCCACCUCCUCUACUCCUCCUACUCCAUCCUCUUCCAUAACCUCCUCGGCUGAGUCCUCUUCUGCUGCUGCGUCUUGCUCCACAUCAACGGAUAGGGGACGUAACAGGGAUUAAACUGAUAGGAAUAAUACUACUUAACACACCUUAUAAUAACGCAGAGAGAGGCAAUGCAGAGAGAGGAGUCUGAAGAAGAGGAGUCAGAGGAGGAAGGUGGCUUUGAGGAGGUGGAAGACCAAACACAGCAGGCGUCCCAGGGGGCUUGUUGUCACCUUUCGGGGACCCUUGGUGUUGUACGUGGCUGGGUGGAGGAAGAGACCUUCAAUGACAUCAGUGAGGACAAGGAACGGGACAUGGCUAGCUUGGUAUCCAACCUUGUGCAAAUGGGGAGUUUGCGGUUGUGCAAAUGGACUGUUUGCGGUUGUUUGCGGUGCGUUAAACGGGGAGUUUGGUCUGUCACUGUGAAGUGGGCGUAACCCUUACACUACCUGAUCGAUACAACAUCAUACAGUAGGUCCCCCCCUCAUUAUUUUUAUGGCCCCCACCCACCGCUCACGGGUGGGGGCGGGCGGGAGGACAGUAGGUCCCCCCCCAUUGAGAUUUAUGGCCCCCACCCACCGUGCAGGGGUGGGGGCCGGGGGGGAGGACAGUAGGUCCCCCCUUAGCCUUAUUUACUGAAUAUUCCCCUGUAUAACAAUGUUUGGCAUAGUGAAUAUUCCCUAUUCUGCUCUGUGUCAGUAUGUAUCAGGGAUCCUUAGGAUAGGUGUCAAUCCAUAUCUGCCAAGUGACCCUAUGUAGGGGGAACAGUCUCUAUUCUGCUCUGUGUCAGUGUGUAUCAUGGUCUCUGAGGACAGGUGUCAAUCCAUAUCUGCCAAGUGACCCUAUGUAGGAGGAACAAUCUCUAUUCUGCUCUGUGUCAGUGUGUAUCAGGGGCUCUGAGGACAGGUGUCAAUCCAUAUCUGCCUAGUGACCCUAUGUAGGGGGAACAGUCUCUAUUCUGCUCUGUGUCAGUGUGUAUCAUGGUCCCUGAGGAAAGGUGUCAAUCCAUAUCUGCCAAGUGACCCUAUGUAGGGGAAACAGUCACUAUUCUGCUCUGUGUCAGUGUGUAUCAUGAUCUCUGAGGACAGGUGUCAAUCCAUAUCUGCCAAGUGACCCUAUAUAGGAGAACAAUCUCUAUUCUGCUCUGUGUCAGUGUGUAUCAUAAUCUCUGAAGACAGGUGUCAAUCCAUAUCUGCCAAGUGACCCUAUGUAGGGGAACAGUCUCUAUUCUGCUCUGUGUCAGUGUUUAUCAUGGUCUCUGAGGACAGGUGUCAAUCCAUAUCUGCCAAGUGACUCUAUGUAGGAGGAACACUCUCUAUUCUGCUCGGUGUCAGUGUGUAUCAUGGACUCUGAGGACAGGUGUCAAUCCAUAUCUGCCAAGUGACCCUAUGUAGGAGGAACAGUCUCUAUUCUGCUCUGUGUCAGUGUGUAUCAAGGGCUCUGAGGACAGGUGUCAAUCCAUAUCUGCCAAGUGACCCUAUGUAGGGGAACAGUCUCUAUUCUGCUCUGUGUCAGUGUGUAUCAUAAUCUCUGAAGACAGGUGUCAAUCCAUAUCUGCCAAGUGACCCUAUGUAGGGGAACAGUCUCUAUUCUGCUCUCUGUCAGUGUUUAUCAUGAUCUCUGAAGACAGGUGUCAAUCCAUAUCUGCCAAGUGACCCUAUGUAGGAGAACAAUCUCUAUUCUGCUCUGUGUCAGUGUGUAUCAUGGUCUCUGAGGACAGGUGUCAAUCCAUAUCUGCCAAGUGACUCUAUGUAGGAGGAACACUCUCUAUUCUGCUCUGUGUCAGUGUGUAUCAGGGGCUCUGAAGACAGGUGUCAAUCCAUAUCUGCCAAGUGACCCUAUGUAGGAGAACAAUCUCUAUUCUGCUCUGUGUCAGUGUGUAUCAUGGUCUCUGAGGAGAGGUGUCAAUCCAUAUCUGCCAAGUGACACUAUGUAGGAGGAACAGUCUCUAUUCUGCUCUGUGUCUGUGUGUAUCAUGAUCUCUGAGGACAGGUGUCAAUCCAUAUCUGCCAAGUGACCCUAUGUAGGAGGAACAGUCUCUAUUCUGCUCUGUGUCAGUGUGUAUCAGGGGCUCUGAGGACAGGUGUCAAUCCAUAUCUGCCAAGUGACCCUAUGUAGGGGAAACAGUCUCUAUUCUGCUCUGUGUCGGUGUGUAUCAUGGUCUCUGAGGACAGGUGUCAAUCCAUAUCUGCCAAGUGACCCUAUGUAGGAGGAACAGUCUCUAUUCUGCUCUAUGUCAGUGUGUAUCAGGGGCUCUAAGGACAGGUGUCAAUCCAUAUCUGCCAAGUGACCCUAUGUAGGGGAACAUUCUCUAUUCUGCUCUGUGUCAGUGUGUAUCAUGGACUCUGAGGACAGGUGUCAAUCCAUAUCUGCCAAGUGACCCUAUGUAGGAGGAACAGUCUCUAUUCUGCUCUGUGUCAGUGUGUAUCAGGGGCUCUGAGGACAGGUGUCAAUCCAUAUCUGCCAAGUGACCCUAUGUAGGGGAACAGUCUCUAUUCUGCUCUGUGUCAGUGUGUAUCAUAAUCUCUGAAGACAGGUGUCAAUCCAUAUCUGCCAAGUGACCCUAUGUAGGGGAACAGUCUCUAUUCUGCUCUGUGUCAGUGUGUAUCAUGAUCUCUGAAGACAGGUGUCAAUCCAUAUCUGCCAAGUGACCCUAUAUAGGAGAACAAUCUCUAUUCUGCUCUGUGUCAGUGUGUAUCAUGGUCUCUGAGGACAGGUGUCAAUCCAUAUCUGCCAAGUGACUCUAUGUAGGAGGAACACUCUCUAUUCUGCUCGGUGUCAGUGUGUAUCAGGGGCUCUGAGGACAGGUGUCAAUCCAUAUCUGCCAAGUGACUCUAUGUAGGAGGAACACUCUCUAUUCUGCUCUGUGUCAGUGUGUAUCAUAAUCUCUGAAGACAGGUGUCAAUCCAUAUCUGCCAAGUGACCCUAUGUAGGGGAACAGUCUCUAUUCUGCUCUGUGUCAGUGUGUAUCAUGAUCUCUGAAGACAGGUGUCAAUCCAUAUCUGCCAAGUGACCCUAUAUAGGAGAACAAUCUCUAUUCUGCUCUGUGUCAGUGUGUAUCAUGGUCUCUGAGGACAGGUGUCAAUCCAUAUCUGCCAAGUGACCCUAUGUAGGAGAACAAUCUCUAUUCUGCUCUGUGUCAGUGUGUAUCAUGGUCUCUGAGGAGAGGUGUCAAUCCAUAUCUGCCAAGUGACACUAUGUAGGAGGAACAGUCUCUAUUCUGCUCUGUGUCAGUGUGUAUCAUAAUCUCUGAAGGACAGGUGUCAAUCCAUAUCUGCCAAGUGACCCUAUGUAGGAGAACAGUCUCUAUUCUGCUCUGUGUCAGUGUGUAUCAUGGUCUCUGAGGACAGGUGUCAAUCCAUAUCUGCCAAGUGACCCUAUGUAGGAGGAACAGUCUCUAUUCUGCUCUGUGUCAGUGUGUAUCAGGGGCUCUGAGGACAGGUGUCAAUCCAUAUCUGCCAAGUGACCCUAUGUAGGGGGAACAGUCUCUAUUCUGCUCUGUGUCAGUGUGUAUCAUGAUCUCUGAAGACAGGUGUCAAUCCAUAUCUGCCAAGUGACCCUAUGUAGGGGAACAGUCUCUAUUCUGCUCUGUGUCAGUGUGUAUCAUGAUCUCUGAGGACAGGUGUCAAUCCAUAUCUGCCAAGUGACCCUAUGUAGGAGGAACAGUCUCUAUUCUGCUCUGUGUCAGUGUGUAUCAGGGGCUCUGAGGACAGGUGUCAAUCCAUAUCUGCCAAGUGACCCUAUGUAGGAGAACAAUCUCUAUUCUGCUCUGUGUCAGUGUGUAUCAUGGUCUCUGAGGACAGGUGUCAAUCCAUAUCUGCCAAGUGACCCUAUGUAGGAGGAACAGUCUCUAUUCUGCUCUGUGUCAGUGUGUAUCAUGAUCUCUGAGGACAGGUGUCAAUCCAUAUCUGCCAACUGACCCUAUGUAGGAGGAACAGUCUCUAUUCUGCUCUGUGUCAGUGUGUAUCAUGUUCUCUGAGGACAGGUGUCAAUCCAUAUCUGCCAAGUGACCCUAUGUAGGAGGAACAGUCUCUAUUCUGCUCUGUGUCAGUGUGUAUCAGGGUCUCUGAGGACAGGUGUCAAUCCAUAUGUCAAGGUUUCAAUAUGUCAUAUGUCAGGUGUCAAUCCAUAUUGAUUGUGAUUUAGGAAUGUUAGGUGAUUUCUGCCCUUUAUGGAUUAAAACCAGACUCUGUAUCAACUGUGUAAUUUUCCAUGGGAGUUUUGCCAUGGAUCCCCCUCCGGCAUGCCACAGUCCAGGUGUUAGUCCCCUUGAAACAACUUUUCCAUCACUAUUGUGGCCAGAAAGAGUCCCUGUGUGUUUUAAAAUUCGCCUGCCCAUUGAAGUCUAUGGCGGUUCGCCCGGUUCGCGAACAUUUGCGGACGUUCGCGUUCGCCGUUCGCGAACCGAAAAUUUCGGGUUCGCGACAUCACUAUCUCUCAAUUGGUGCAGCCUUUUGUCAGUUGAUGGUCAUGUCCGAUUUCUUUAAGGAAAUCACCAUUUUAGAUUCAUCGGACAGAACAUUAGAGGAAACUAGAAAAUGACUGAAUAAGAUCCAGGAGCUGUAGACUGGUCGCAAGCCAUUGAAAUGUCAUGUGAAUUUACGGGUUUGAGGUGAGCAUGCUAGGUUUGAAAUGUCCUGCCAAAAGGAGCUUACGAUCUAAAAGAUUUGCAGAAAAAUACAUUGAGGGGAAGUGAGGAGAUAAUCUUGAUAUACCUGAAAUGAUGUGGUGUUUGGGAGGAGGGAGCACGGUAUGUGGGCAACAGUGGAGGAAGGUUGUAAGGGAUGAGGAGUUAAAGGACCACUCCACACCCCAAAAGCACCCUCAAAGUAUCCUCAUUUAACCCCAGUUUAUAAAAGUGCUGAUUUCUAUGAGAAAUCAGCACUUUUAUAAAUCAAUUAGGGAACUCCCCCCUGGCUGUCAGUCAAACAGCCAGAGAGUAUUCCUUCCUACUUCCAUUAACUUUACAAAGUUUGGAACAAUUUGUGCAAAGGAUAAAUUAAACUUUUUGACAUCUCCAUGUAAGCGAGGUAACAUCUGUGAAAUUAAAGAAUGCUUGUGAAAAACUAAAAUAUUUAUAUCAAAUUGAAUGGUUUGCAAUAUUACAUUAAGACCUUAUUAACAUGGCUUUCUUAAAUAUGAAUGGGCUUGUGGGCAAAAUGUCUAUGAAAAAACUCACAAUUAUGGCAAUUAUUAUUUUUAAUCCUACAGUUUGCUUGUAACAAAUCUCAACAAAGUGGAGACAGGUAAGACACACGAAGUGAAUGUCAAAUUCGCUCAAGAAUGUAUUUUCAAGGUAAGUACUUUGUUUUUAACUAACAAAAAUAAGACCAAAUAUAACAGAAAUUGAAUGAAUACUAGAACAAUGUGCAUUUAGAAAGUUUUCAUUCAUAAUUUUUUAUUGAUAUUAAAAUAAAUUGGAUAUAGUAAAUUUCAGUGAACUAGUGGAAGUUGAAGAAGAUAAAGUCAGAAGAAUUGUGAAACGUUGUUGACAAUCCACUGGGUUCCAUCAUCCUGCCUCAAGCAGACUGUGCCAUCCGGAUCUGGUACUUUGAUAUCGCCUGUAAAGAUCAUGCCAAUUAUCUCGACAGCUUUAGAAAAUUCUCAUCCCAGCUGAAGGUGGGAAGACACCUCAUUCUGUUGGCCUUUUUUGAUGCGACCUAUUAUACAAUUGGUGAUCACAGGUUUUCUUUCCUAAACUAUAAUGAAGAUUUUGUGAAGGAAGCUCUCUGAGACAAUGGGUAUACCACUGUGAUUUUUGACGUAUAUGAAAGCAAACUAAACACUCACUUAAUAGAUCGUGCGCAUAUUGGAUAUAUUGUAGCUCGUAAGGAAAGGGAGAAUUAACCAAAUAAAUUCUUAAAGGAUUACUCCAAUCACCAUGACCACUUCUGCUUUUGGUGGUAGCAAUCUGUGCAGCCUUUUUGAUUUUGUGCCCCAGGCUAGUUGCACCUCAGGUACACAUGACUUAGGCAGCUGUUCUGGGCUCGCUGAUGUUAAUUCUGGGCAAAAUGUGCGUCCCUCAUCAGCACAAUCUGCGCACUAGUGACCGAUGUAAUCAGCGUCUUCUCUUGCAGGCAGCGGUGUGAGUAUCAGCUGACAAAGUAUCUCAUUGUAAAUCUCCCCAAUGUAACUUCCUUCUCUCACUCCUCAGUGACAGCACUCUUUCACACCAGUUUUCCUAACCUCCACCUCCUUCUUUUCUUGUCCCUACCCCUAUUCCACCCUUUUGCAAGGCCACAAUCCCUCUGUUCAAAACUGCUGUGCAUGCGCCAAUUUUGUCUGGAACAGAAGAGGAACAGAAGAGGAAACUGUCAUUACUGACAGCCUCCUGGGGGCGCAGCAGAGCAGCAGUGAGAUAGGACUAGUGUUUAAGUGUAUGGGGGAGGGGAGAGGUGCCGGGUAUUUGAGAUGUAAAAAUUAAGAAAAAAUUCCCCAAAUAAUCCUUUAUUGCCGUCACUAUAGAGUAGUGGUAGUUUGAGUGUAGGGCUUAUUUCUCGUUCCUAUAUAGAAUAAUAGAAUAAUUAAAUAAUUUUAAUUGUUUGUUUUCUAGCACUUUUUUUCUACAUAAUAUAUAAGACAGAGAUCUAAUGACAAUGAGAUACACUGAAUUCAUUAUAGACAAAUCAAAGCAAACCUUUACCAAAUACUAUUUUAUGGUUUUAUGAUGCAUCUCUCAUGUUAUACUGCUUAACAAUGGAUGAUGCAUUAUGUCAUUAACUGAUUAAGAGCAAAAUAAUAUAUUCUGUUCUUAUAUCAGAAGCUCAACAUGGGAUUAUAUGUGACAUUGAUUACCAAUGACAUACAGAAUGCCAGUCACUAAUGUCUGUGCUUGUAAAAGCAGAAAGCUUAGGUCUUCCAUGAGAUCUGUCUCUUUGUUCAGAGCACUUAUAACGCAGAGCAUGCUGGGAUAUAAUAUCAUUUAGAGAAUUUCAUAAAGUUGUAACAUGGUAAAAUGUGGAACGGGCCAAUUAAAGAAUAAAAGGUAUUCUGGACCAAUAAAUAUAUUAUAAUUCAUUUGUAGCAGGAUGACUGGAUUCCAAACAUACUGAAGAUUUUUUUUUUGUUUAAAAAUGAUAUAUAGCAUAAUACUGUAUAAACAUGUAUUACAAUCAAUAUCCACUUUCAAAUAGUAUCCAUGUUACAUCACAGCCAAAACUCCACACCUAUCACAUUUCCUCUUCUCUUCAGACUUAAAAAAAAACAAAAAACAUUUGCCCUCACGAUAAGUUAGAGCAAUUACAUAUGUUAGUUCCUUUAAUGGGGAUAAUUAAACUGUUGCAGGAUGCUUUCAGAUGUUGGGUAAAAUGGUUGCUGUGCCUUUUGAGUAACACUACUAGUGAUUUAUCUAUUGAAAGACAUCCUUUUCAAGAGUGAACCGUAAUUGCUCACCAUGAACCACCAUGGAUAGAAUCAUGUGUCUUAACCAGUUCUACCUUCAGGAGACAUGUUUAGUAAAGAUCUACGCUGGCAUAUUACAACUUUUACAUCCUUCGAUACAGCUUAGAAAGCUUUGAGAAAGAAGAAAAAGUAGUGUCCCCCUGCCUGAACUGAGACAUAUGUGUCAAAGACAAACAAAGGCUAACUCCCCAGAGGACAGUUAGGUGAAAGUAGACCACUUAGCACCAUCUUUCUUCAGAGAUCCAGGCCAUGGAGAGCCAGAGGUUCCAUGAGAGUAGUUGGUUCCAGAUACCAAAAUGGUAAGUGAUUUUCAAAAAAUGUUUGUUUGUUUGUUUUUUCACAAAAGUUGAUCAGAUCUUUAUUUCUCUUGUAUGGGCAAAACUAUGUCAGCCCAAUUGUUUUUAUAAAUUAUCCAGAGAUAUCAUAUAGAAUGAAUAGCAAGGCCAAUUGAACUCAAUUUUCCCAGGAAAAUGUUUUUUUUUUCCUCAGAGAGACAUUGUUAUUGGAUUUAAAAGACAGAGUUGUUAAACAAACGUGAAACCCAGAUAGUGCCCUGGAACACCUUGGACUUUACAAGCAAAAUGCUUUUAAUCCAGAACAACCGGCUAUACAAACUCUGAUUCAUCAAUCUUUCAGCCUUUAGUCACCUAAAAGCAUUUAAGGUGGACUACGUGCAUUGCCUCAAGGAUGUCUAAGUGGACUAGAUAAUUGAGAUAUAUUUAAAAGAUGCCUAUUUUAAUAUUCCAAACACAUACAGUAAUGAUAUUUAUCUGGAGGGGAAAGAAACAGCAUUUCAUGUGUCUCACCUUUGUCGCCUUUCUGUUUCACCAAAGCCAGUUGUCACAUUUUUGUAGAGCAGUUAGAUGCAUCAAAUUAUCUAUAUAGCUGAUGUUGUCAUUCUUUAAAAUAUAAAUAAAGGUCAAACACAACAAGACCAUACCUCUCACUCACAUAUUUAGCGGUACAAGUAUAUCUUCUUACCAUUAACUUUUUGCAGUGAUAAUAAAAUAGGAGUACUCCCUGCAGAAGAACUUUGAUAAGAAAAAAAACUGACCUAACCCACAAAGAAAUCAGAACAUUAAAGUAUUCUUAAAGAAAGAAUAGAUAUAAUCAUGAAGAAUGAUGAUAACGGAGAUGGUCUGGUGGUGAUGUCCACAGAAUAUUACCUUGAAGAAACAUAUAGGUUACUAGGAGAUCACUACAAAUAUGUAAGAUUCAAGAAUAAUCCGAAUAAUGAUUUAACAUAGCAUUAAAGUAUCUACAGAAUGAGGCUAAAAAGAAUGGAAUAAUAAUUGAUAAUGUCUACUCAUUUUGGUUUUUAGAAUCCCCUAAGGUACUGACUUUUUAUUUCUUAACUAAAAUCCACAAAUUAAAAGAGAAACCAUCUGGAAGGCUGAUAAUUACUGGCAUCAAUUCCCUUCCCUCUAAACUCUAAGAAUGUAUUGACUGUUUUUUCACAAAAGUAUGCACAGAGUACCAUGUCAUAUAUGAAGGAUGCUAAGCACAUUAUUCAAGAAUUUGAGUCAAUAGAAUGUAAGGAAAAUGUUAUAUUGGCUACAAUAGAUUUUACCUCUCUCUACGCUAUUAUCGAUCACAAAUUGGGGAUAGAGGCUGUAAGAACAGAUCAUGAAAGGAAAAAGAUAUAGACCCUCUUCUUAGUGAAUUUUUACUUAAAUCUAUUGAUUUUAUUCUUAAUCACAAUUUUUUAGUCUUAAUGAGGAGUUUUUUUUCUACAUAUAAGUUACAACAAUGUGCACCACAUAUUUUUAUGGUGCUAAUAUUUUUAUGGAAAACUGGGAAAGAUCCGAUAUAUAGAACAAUAAUCCAUAUGGUGUGGACAUAUGUUUUAAAUCAUUUUCUACAAUUUAUUAACUAUAAUUAUAUUUCAUUAAUUUUCUCCCCUAAGUAUUUCUAAGUAUAAAAUUGACAAAACCAAAUCAAGACAGAAACUUUUUAUGAAAUCAACAGAUACAAGCCUUUUUAUUGAUGUGAAAAGUCGACAUCAUUCUAAAUAGUUAGAAGUGGUUCCAAAAAGCCAGUUCAUUAGAAUAUGUAGAAAUUGUACUGAUAAAGAUCAGUUUUUUAAACAAGUGGCGGUUUUUAAAAAUUAGAUUCCUGGAUAAAAGAUAAUCACAACAUUUUUUCUUAGAUACAGAGAUUUUAAAAAUAAACAAAUUCCUGUUAGAUAAAAAUAAAGAAGCGCCAAUAAUCAGUUCUAAAUUUGAAUAUGCUUUUAAUACUCAAUUCAAAAGCAUUUGACAUUCAUCGUAUGCUUAAAAGCCAUUGGUCAUUAUUCUUGGAGCAUGAGUUUUUUAGACAUUAAACUUCAGUAUGUUGUAUUUCACAACGAAGGCUCCAAAAGAUCUGAUGUAAAUAAUGCCAACUUUAUUAAUGGAGUAAAUACACAGUGUUCCAAAUAAAUAAAUAAAUAAACAAAUAAGAAAGAGAUCAUACUAACGCGUUUCAUCCCUUCAUGGGUCUUUUUCAAAGUGCAUACAGUACUUGGUUUUACAGGCUCCCUUUUUAAAUCAAUUGGGAGUGAUUUUCAUGAGCUACUUCUUCUGGGUCUGUCCACUCUCCGACCACACAUCUCCAUCUUGUCGUUCGUUAUGCAGUAACUGACGCAUAACGCCAGUAUGUCAUUACGCUUCUUUUUUUGGAACCGGUGGGGGCACCAUCUUAUCUUAUCUGAUUUCUACAUAGAGUCCUUGUACAGUAAUAAUUCAAUAUUAUAAUUCACAUAACUGUGAAGUAUUUAAAUGGUAUAAAUCUUCAUUCUAAAAUAAAAAUCUACUGGUAUAAGUCUAUUUUCCUAAUUAUAAAACCUUUAUAUAAAGCAAUAGUAGCAGGUAAAUGCCUUAUAUAAAAUUAUAUAUUUUAAAACAAUGAAAAAGGUGGGGGAGUAUUUCAGACAAGGGUACUGUUAUGGACAAAUGCAAAUAUUACAAGUUUUAGAAUGAAAUGUUGUAUUUCUUAAACUGUGUACUUUGUCUUUAAGAGAUAUUGCAAACUGACAAGGUGUUAGAAAUGAAACAAAUUUUUCAUAACUGUUUCUUUAAGCAAUAACCUCUUACUUACCUUCAGUGCAUAAUAUGUUUGCGUCAUUUUGUCCCAGAUGAAUUACAAUAACAAUAAUGCAUAAACAACCUUCAAGGCUAUGCUACGACUCUUUCAGUACACAAUAUACUGUGGUAACCUUAAGUAGAUAAAGAUGUUCAGACUUUAAGAUGCCAUCUUGAACUAAGUCAGGAAAAUUUCCAUGACGUAUACACGCAUAUUAGUUAUGGCCUUGUAUAUUUGCCAAGUUAAGGGAGGUCCUAAAAUGAAUAAAGUAAAAAGUGUUACUUUUUCAUAUAUGAACUACGGUGACCCUAAAAUGGAGACACCUAAGGUAUAAAUAGGUGUACUUUUAAAUGUUAAGACACAGUGGAGAGACUUGGAGACAGACGCUGCUCCAUCUUAAAAUGACAGAGAGGCUGACAUGAUGACAUGUUCAGGAGGGAAUGUUAACCUAUUAAUGAGAUUUGCAAGCAUUUAGUUUAAUCUUAUAAACUCUGCUAUAAAUUAUUGUAAUGGAUUUUAUAUGUCUAUAUUUAUAUUUUUAUAUAAUAAAUAUCUAAAAGACAAAACUUUAUUGCUUCCAAGACAAUCCUUAUUUUAUAUUGUAUUCUCAAUUAUUUAUAUAUGUUAAAUAGAGGAUCUCUUACUAACUAUAUAAAAUGAUGGCUAAGAUAUCUGUGUGGUUAGCCCUACCAAGUUCUAUGCUUUAAGACGUUCUAGUGGUAAAUAAGAGAACCAGCCGCGGUUACAGUAUUAUCUAAAAUUGCAUUUAAAAAUACAAUUGAAAAAUAAAUUGUAAAAUAUAAAAAUACUUAUAAAGAAUCCUAGAAAAUAAAUGAAGUUACAUCUCUAAGUCAACAUUAAGACCAUUUGGGGUCACAGUGUUAGCCUUACUGUCCCCUUAUCUCUUUUUUUGCCCAGUAUGGUUGUUUGCCAUAUCAAUGCCUCUCCAAUGGUCUCUUACUUCUAUUCCAAUAAAUAUUAAUUCAAUAGGCUCACUGCCAUGUUUAUCGUAACAAGGUUUAGAAACACUAUAAUUUAAAAAUGGUGAUUAUAUAUUACCAAUAUGUUCUCUAAUUUUCAUUUUGCAGAGUAUAUUUAUUGGCGUGUUGGAGUGACACCAAAGUAAGUGUAUUUAUUGCAGUAUACUAGCGCUCUCCAGCUCUGCAUGCUUUUGGUUUGUUUUUUUUACUACUAAAAGGUUGUCAACCUCUGUUCUAUACCAUUAUUCAUACAUAUAUUUGUCUUGAGUUACUUGAGCCAUAUGUCUAUUUUGUGAAGGUUAUUAGGCGCAAGGGACAAUUUAAUCUGCUCAGUGAGCACAGUGCAAAUGUCAGUGCAAAUGACGUAGACGUGUGGUACUAUUGCUGAUCCUUUUUCAUGCUUUACAUCACAGUGACGUUUUAUACUACAUGGUGUUGAGAGUUCGCCUGUUGCUUGUAUUCUGAAUUUUGUUAUUCAUGAAUUACUUUCAGAGGGAAUUGCACAGUUUAUGUGUUUUGUGCUAUUAAACUGUUCAAGCUGUUGCCUUGGCCUUCAGAUUCCCCAGAUCUCUAUUUGAUUCGAGCAUCUGUGAGAUGUGCGGGAGCAUCAAAUCUGAUCCACCUCGCAACUUGCAGGACUUUAAGGAUCUGAUGCUAAUGUUUUGGUGCCAGAUACCACAGGAGGAAUUCAGAGGUCUUGUGGAGUCCAUGCCUCGAUGCAUUAGAGCUAUAUUGGCAGCACAAGGAGGACAUACACAAUAUUAGGCAGGUGUUUUUAAUGUUGUGGCUGAUCAGUGUACUUUGUAUCUGUAACUUAUAGAUGUGUAUCUGUUUGUGCCAAUGCUUUUGUGUUUCUGUGCUUGGCAAUGUGCAUCUGUAUUUCAAUGUAUGUCUACAUGCGAAUACAUGCCUACGUGCAAACACCAACAAUAUACACAAACACACUCCUGCAUUCAAAAAGCAACAUUGCACACAAAACACGUUUAAAUGACAAACACAUUACUGCAUUCAAACACUAAUUCUUCGCACAAAUAAGCCAAAGUGGGAUUGUAUCUGUCACUGUAAGAGAUGGAAGAUAUGAAGAUACAAUUAAACCACAAAGUGAUCCAGUUCUCAGUUCAGUUUCUGUUAUUUAUUGAUAUGUCCUCAUAUUUCUCCCUCUAUUGGUUACAUUUUCUCACUUGAUCUGUGAAUACAAAGGUGGGUAAAUGCCCCUAUUAAUUAAUAUUGUGUAUAUGUUUUGCAGCAAACUGUUCGGCCCAUGUUCACACCCUUUGUUUGACUCAUUUCCCCAGUACAAUUUAAGUGAUUAAUUUCUACUUCACCAAAACCUCCUUACCGUAUGUUUCUACAUUAAGCAUUUUUUUUACUGUUAUACAACAUGGAUUGGAUAUUUAGAUAUUUAGGCAUCGGCACACAUGGUUUCCCUUUUAAAUAAUUAAAAUAAAAGGUAAUUUAAGGUAUACAAUAAUUAUAAUUCACUUAGGUCAUUUAACCAUAAUUAAUGUGUAUUAUUUAAUAUUUCCAAGAGUUCUAGGAGAUUUGGUUUCAGUGUCGGUGUGGAUACUUUGUUUCUUCAAGCUGUUAGACUACCAUCAGUCGUACAAUGGCUUUUCAAUGUAACUUCUCAAUAAUGUUUCAUGGUACAAAAAUGCAACUUUUUAACUUUCAAAAACUAGCAGAAAUUGCCAGGUAGAUACUGAUAGAACCUUAAAUCCACAUGCAAAACCUAUGUUAUAAAGAAAAAGGCAUAUUAUAGUAAUUUUAGCCACAUGAAUUUAUGUUAAUAGUACACCAGGUCACUGGAAGGCGUGUACUUAUAUAUUCUUGAUGGACACUGAUGAGUAUAUAAACAGCAAUUUCCAGAGCUGGAUACCACAGACAACCCUGAGACAGAAGAGGAACGAGGUUAAAGUCAGGUAAGGAACAUUAAUACAAUGCACUCACACUCUUACGGAAUGCUCAGGUUUAACAGUGAUAAGUGAUCACCAGCUUGCUGCCACUCACCCCAUGUGUUUCCCAUUAAGGGUUAACAAGUAUGUAGGGGUUUAGGAAAAUACCUAUUUCUGUCUCAUUAGAAAUGUUACCUUUUGGCUGAAGAUAGCAAGGUGAAUUAUUAGCGUAGGACUUACCUACAGAGGUUUGCCUUGACGUGGCAGUUGAGCUUACACUUUAAUGGCCAUUGGAGUGAUAUUAAAACCUCCAGUUAUUUAAAUAUGCAUAGGGAUUUGGGAUAGUGCACAAGUACCCUUUUUUAUUUGGUUUUAUUGUAUGUAUUGGGGCUAUUAUGCCGCCCAGGAGCCGUGGAAGUUUAAGUGUGGGUCUUAAAUGUAUUAAGUUGUAAUACAGUCCUUAUGUUGUAAUACAAUAAAUCAUCACACGUCAGGGAAUCAUAGAACAGGAGCAUGGUAUAUUUAUCGAAAAAUAAUGGAGCUACAGCUGGGCUUUAUUCAAUAAAUACUGAACUGAUGGAAUGAAACAAUUACAAAAACAAGGUUACAAAAGUGAAUGAAAACUGCUACAGUGGAACUAGAAACAUAUUGCAUGAAAAUAUCAGUAUUUUUGAAAAAACACGUUACAUAUUAUUUGAGUAUCAAUAGCCAUUUAUUUUCUUUUUCUGUGCUAGUAAUUUGAUUAAAGGAUAUAAAAACUUGAGAUGGAAGGAAUAGACCAUAAACAUUAUCACGAUGAAGAGUUUGAUCAUCAUUUGAUUAUACAAACGUACGUUGGUCAUGAUGAGACAGACUCCAAAGAGGAACUGAUGAAAAUCCCACUGCAAAAAAUAUUUCAGUUAUUGUCCUCAGGUAUGGUCAUGUUUAAUUCCUUUUAUUACCCUAUAUUUGUCAGUUUCACCUGUAUUAAAGAGCACUGUCAGUUGUGGGGUCUUUAAAUUUCCAUAAAGACUUCUCAUUGUGGCAUUUUAGCUUGCAUGGUUGUACCUGUAGGAGAGCUGGAAUGGAGAUAUACCUAUCUAAAGACCUCAGCCUGCUCUGAUACCCUUUGGUCAUCAGUUCUUACCUGAUAAUGCCACUAGAGGGCUCUCUUAGUUUUUGUAUUCCUGCACGUGUGUGUAUAUAAAACUGAGGUUUAAGGAGAUACUGCAAGGCUGCUGGAUCCUGUACGGAUAAUUAAACACAGUGAACUGAAAUAUGCAUUUGAUGUGUAUCAUGUGAGAAGUUACUUUUUCCCAUUGUGUUCCUUCAGGUACCGUGAAAGGAGAAACUCUGAUAGAUCUCACCGUGGCUCCAGCCUUCAGUCAUUUAAUGGUCGCAGCUGAUUUCUUUAAGGAGAUCUUCAUAUUGGACUCAUCAGACAGUACGCUAAAUGAAACAGAAAAAUGGCUGAAUAAGGAGCCAGGAGCUGUAGACUGGUCUCAUGCGGCUCACAUUUCAUGUGGUCUUAAGGGUAUCAGGUAAGUCUGCUGGAUUAGAUUAAUUUUACUUUUGUGUAUUUUAAAGGGACAUUAUGGUCACCAAAACCAUUUCAUCCUCAAUGGGUGCCCUAUCAUUUUAACCAUGCAAUGUAAAACAUUGCAGCUUUGUAGAAACUGGCAUGGCUGCAUUGCAGAGUUAUAUCCAACUCAAGUGGCCUUCACAUUACACAGAAACCCAUCGAAAAACAUUGAAUUCAGUACUUUCCUACGGGGAAGCUUGAUUGUAUGCGCAGUGCUCGCCGUUUAUGUAGAUUAGGUCCCCAAUGCUCUUCUGUGAGGAGCAUUAAAUUGGACCACCACAAAGGAAGCCAUGAUGCCAUGGUAGGUGGAGAAGUGAGCAGUGCAGAGGGAAAAAGGUAAGUACAAUACAUGGGGGUUGGAGGCAUUAAUACAACUUAGGACAGGGAUAGGAUUGGAUUUGUAAUGCUAUAGUUGUCCUUUAAGUACAAUUUUACCUGUUCACAAACCUAACAAAAAAGAAAAUUAGUUGGUGGCAAUGUUUUCAAACAGGGCUUUACCCAUGAAUACAAGAACAAUUUAAAUAUAUUUAACAUAAAAAUAUUCAUAAUAACAGCUGUUUUUAUAGACUAUUGCAUUGCCCAGGCAACCUUCAGCACUCCAGAUAUUGUGGGCUUCAUCUUACAUAAAGCUCCUACAGCCGUAAUGCUGGCAAAGCGUCAAGGGAGAUGUAGUCCACAACAUCUGGAGUGCCGUAGGUUGCCUACUAGAAUUGAGCGGACACCUGGAUGUUUGGGUCCGGCGGGUUCAGGUGAACUUUGAAAAAAAAUCCGGGUUCAGGAUCGAAAUUGACCCUGAACUUGACCCCGAACCCCAUUGAAGUCAAUAGGGACCGGAACUUUUGGGCACAAAAAUUGCUCUAAAAAACUCCUGGAAAGGGCUAGAGGGCUGCAAAAGGAAGUAAAAUGGGGGUAAGAGUAGGACAAGUGCCCUGCAAACAAAUGUGGAUAGGGAAAUCACUUAAAAAUAACAUAAAAUAAGCAGCCGCUUAGUAGAUAACUCCCUAAUUCACAUGGUAUUCGGGAGCGAUCUACCAAAAGGUUGAAAGACCUAAAUUGGUCUUUCAGCCACAUUUACUAAUACUAAUUAAAGAUUACUUAGUAUUAGUCAAUUCAGCCCCUACUCGCUAUACCGCGAGUAGGGGCGUGUCUAGUAAACAUUGAGCAGCCAGUGGCUGCUCAUUGUAAAAAAAACAACAAAAAACCUAUUGCCCCCACCCCUGUGUGACGCAAUCACAGUUCGGGUUUGCUCAACUCUAUUGCCUACCCAUCAUCUAGAUAAAAAAUAUUAUUAUUUUAUGUUACAUGCUGCCAGAUCCCCAUCUUAUUGCAGGACUACAACCCCUUUGAUACAUUGCUAGUCCUUAAUGAAUACUCCACUAAAAAAUUUAAAAAAAAAGAAAUGUUUUCUUUGAGGGUAUAUCACAUUUGUGUUUGCAAUAGUUGCAGAUCUAGUAUCUGCAGCUACUGCAAGACCCUCCCAUUCUCCCAGCUCCAUCCCAAGCUGUUCUAUGACUGUUCAAUUACAGACUUCUCAAUGUGUUGUAGCAGAACUCAUUGACAUAUCUUAGCAAGACAGGUAGGCUGGUUUCUCUGGAGUUUUGUACCUCCGAGCUAAACCACCUUAAAGUAAGAUAACUUGCUCUGACAGCCCUGGGGGUAUAACAAGGUUUGUUUAUAUUGAAAUGAGAACUUAUGUAAAAUAAGAAAAAAUAGGUCAUAUCCUUCAUACAUAAAGCACAUGAGUAAGCAUAGGUGCAUUAUGUGUUUGUAGUGUGUCUUUAAUGUGUUCAAGGUUAUUCACUAAGGUGGGAAUUGUCAUCAUUUCAAAAAUAAAUUUAAAGGGAAUUUCCAUUUUUAAGGUAAAAGGUAAUACUGAAAAAUAGACUAAAGUUUAGAAUACACACUGGAUUCACUUUGAAUUCCCAACAAGCCAAAAAACUCAUUUUUACCUAUUUGGAUUACUUCCAGUUUUUAAUUCUACAGUUUUUAUAGGGUUUUUGUCAUGUUUUUAUUUAUGUUUUUAUAUUUUUAGUAUCACUUCAGAGUUUUGUUUACGAUGCAUUAUCAAUCAAUUGUUCAAAUAAUGUUACAUGUUGUAUUGUCUGGUCACUUGUUCAUUAUCCCACGUUGCUGGGCAUAGCAGGGGUAGCAUAGUCCUUUCGUUUAUUUUAUAAGCUGAAAAACUAGUGAUGGAAAAUGAGACUUGCAUGAAUGUAGUCUUGCAAAGGACAAACAAAAUAUUUGAACUUGUACUUACCUCUUACAGUUCCCAAGAGGAGCAGCACACGUGCAGUUUCCCAAGGUAAAUUUGUAAGCAUGAGCUUGUUUUCAUUCAAAAAAUAAGAAAUAACCUAAUUUAUAAAAAGUAUUAAACAACAACUGGAUGAAUUCCUUUACGGAACACGUUUACAGUUUUUAUGAUAUUAUAACUAUUGAAUUUCAGUGAACUCCUGGAUGCUGAGGAAGAGAAAGUCAGAAGAACUGUUAAACAUUUCUUAAAAUGGGAUCCAACCAAUGACAAUCCAUUGGGUUCCGUCGUCCUGCCUCAAGCAGACUGUGCAAUCAGUGCCUGGUACUUUGAAGCCAGCUGUAAAGAUCAUGAGAGUUAUCGCAACAGCUUUAGAAAAUUCUCAUCCCUUGUGAAGGUGGGAGGUCACCUCAUUCUGUUUGCUCUUUUCAAUGGGACCUAUUAUACAAUUGGUGAUCACAGGUUUUCCAUGUUAAACUACAAUGAAGAUGUUGUGAAGGAAGUUCUUCAAGAAAAUGGGUAUACCACUGUGAUUUCUGAAGUAUAUGAAAGCAAAUUAAACACUCACUUAGUGGAUUAUGGCAAGAUUGGGUACAUUGUAGCUCGUAAGGAAAGAGAGAUUUAA
Messenger RNA from Pelobates cultripes (western spadefoot toad), 40445 nucleotides. NCBI's taxonomy places the organism in Eukaryota, Metazoa, Chordata, Amphibia, Anura, Pelobatidae. The record is from the annotation of a GenBank genome assembly.